CGAGAUGGCGAAGACUAUGGAGCAUGAGCACUCGGAAAAUUUAUGUUCAUCUUUCAAGAGAAAACGAGGAAAAAUGCAACGUCCACUGAGUUCUGCUUCAGAAAGCAAGGAAACUGAACUCCUUUCUCUUCAUGAAAUGUUUUGUGUGGUGUCCAGCCAGUUAACAGAAGAUGAUUUUGAAGUCCUUAAACACUUGUACAUCGGGAGCACGAUCAGUGAUGAUCGCGGAAAGAUCAAGACCCCUUCCGAUCUGUUCUUCGCUAUGGAGAAAUCAGGACUGUGCGACUCUUCAAACUUUCAAGAGAUUUUGAAUGUCCUUCGACUGAUUACAAGGCAUGAUUUGAUCCCAUUCGUGACAAGGAGGAAGAGAAAAAGAGGUGUUGCUGAUCCUGUAGACGACUACCUUGAUCUGUGUACAUCAUCGUCCGGCCCCCCUCCUCAUCCAUCAGAAUCGACCUCGGGACAACAUCCAUCAUCUUCCUCAUCAUCCUCCUUGUCCUCAUCACUUACAUCACCAUCCAUGUCAUUGUCUGAGCCGAUGGAGUCCUCCUCCUCCUCAUCAUCAUCAUGUAACUGCAGUCCGUCAAAACAAUCUGUAAACCCUUCCACCCACCCUGAAUGUUCGGACUCGCGUCCCCAAGCUUGUAGUGUUCACUCGAGGGCCGUUGCCACGACAACCAGAUGUCAGAAGACGGUUGGGAUUUCACCUGAAGCCAGAGGUUUACCAAGGGAGAGACCCAAGCAUACAUGUGACAUUAGACUACGGGUACGUGCUGAAUACUGCUGUCAUGACAACGCUCUCGUAGGCCACCUUCACUCCAUUGUACGGCAUCCAUUGAGGCGUCAUCUAGACCUGUUCUCACAAGCCAGUGCUAUAUUGAAAGGUCGCGACCUUGGAUCCAUCGUAUGUGACAUCAAGUUUUCAGAGUUGACGUAUCUUGACGCUUUCUGGCGAGACUACAUCAACGGAUCGCUUCAGGCUGCUCUUAAAGAUGUCUUCAUCACGGAUUCCUUGAGGACGGCUGUAGGAGAUGAAGCCAUCAAACUCUUAGUCAAUGUAGAUGAAGACGACUAUAGAGCUGGAAGAAGUAAACUUCUCUUGAACUUAAUAAAUUAAUGCCCAACAAAGCAGGGCCCUGUCUUACAAAAAGUUACGGUUGCUCUGAUCAACCACAAGUAUGGAAAGCCAGCAACGUCAACAUCUAAAAAUGCAUGUUUAAUCGUUCAAAACAUUUUCUAGAUAUGAUGCAUAUUUUUUACAAUCAU
Molecule: messenger RNA, 1266 nt
Organism: Lytechinus variegatus (green sea urchin)
Lineage: Eukaryota; Metazoa; Echinodermata; Echinoidea; Temnopleuroida; Toxopneustidae
Product: death effector domain-containing protein-like
Exons: 3
Coding region: 5-1117 (370 amino acids)
Biological process (GO): extrinsic apoptotic signaling pathway via death domain receptors; regulation of apoptotic process; apoptotic process
Cellular component (GO): nucleolus
Molecular function (GO): protein binding; DNA binding
Source: RefSeq, a predicted model, not a curated record